Messenger RNA from Armigeres subalbatus, 5806 nucleotides. RefSeq lists its product as uncharacterized. The transcript has 2 exons. The record is from RefSeq and is a predicted model, not a curated record. The coding region runs from base 1247 to 2194 and encodes 315 amino acids. Lineage: Eukaryota; Metazoa; Arthropoda; Insecta; Diptera; Culicidae.
AACAAGCGAACAAUCAGUUUUCAAGCGAAACGCAAUAUAACUAGGUUAAUCGACCUACUAGAAAAAGAACGUUUAGUGCAAAUAGUGAACCGUAACAAACUAAAUGUGACGGUGAAACCAUCAAAAGAAGCAAACAAAUUCGAACCAAUUGUCAAAGCAUCAACAGUGAGAAACAGAGAAUUACAUACGCAUGUGCUAAAUUUUAUGCCCACGAUAACAGGGAGAUUAUUAGUGACAAACAGUCAGGGCAUAAUGACACACGUGGAAGCCCAUGAAAAGGGACUAGGUGGACAAAUAUUCGGUAUGGCAUACUGAAUUUCGUGUUGCAAAAGUGAAACAAUUGAGGAGGUGCAGUUAAAAUGGCGAACGAAAAGUCAUCACCGAAAGUGAAUAAUCAUGACAACCAGGCACAGCAUUUGAUGAAAAAAACCACAGGCAACACACGUUGAAAAUUUUGUUUUUUUUUUCAAUGCAUGAUUAAUGAACCGUUUAUAUUAAAAAAAACACUUGCCACGGGCGCUACUGCGUCCACAAAUAAACUAGUUAUAAAUAAUCAAGAAGUGCAUACCGAACUGCACUUAAGCUACGAUGUUAAACUUAAUAUAAUCAUCGGUUUAGUGGCAGUGCAACUACUCCUGACAAUGUAUAAGUUGCUAGUGAAACGUGAGAGGAAAAGAGCUAACAAACUUUCGGCCAAAUCACUUGCCAAUCUCAACGAAGUUAUUACACAGUGAGUCUGAUGAAGCGGAGUCUGAGACACCAGCAGCCACAUCGACUGUAUCCACUCCACGAAGAUGACGGAAGCUGCCGUAUGAUGCGAUUUUAAAACAACACAAUGGCAACAGUUUUAUCUUCAUCUGGUGAGUCAAGCGACUAAAUGUUCUCUUAAUAUAUGGAAAGUACAAAAUGAAUUAGAUAAACAUAUGAAAGCCUGAUAAAAAUUAAAACCAAUUUUUCUAAAAAUCCAUACCGUAGAUACCUACAUAAAACACUUAUAAUCAAACAAAAAAUUGUGCGCGACCUAUAUAAAAUUAUCACUGAAUUUUUAUUGAAAUUCGAAACUAAAAUUAAUCCUUCUAAAUUUAAUUAUUAUGUUAAAACAAGUAGAAACAUAUCGCUAGAAAUACUUCACGUGAUAGAUUUGAAAUUACAUAAUUCUAAAAGGGGUCCAACGCUUAAAAAUAUUGUACAGUCAAUAAUAUUUUGCAUACGAUUAAACAGACAAUUUCAAAGUUCAAGUUCUAAAAUGGCUAGUGUAAUAGAAAUUAUUAAAAUUAUUACCUCCCUUAUCCCUACUUAUGAUGGCAAUGGGGAAAAACUGGAAAGUAUAGUAGCAGCUUUGAAUGCCUACAAACCGUUAAUUACAGAUGGUAAUAAGCAAACCGCGUUUAACACAAUACUAUCGAGAUUAGAGGGAAAAGCAAGACCGGCUGUUGGAGAUAACCCACAGGCCGUCGAUGAAAUUAUUCAAAAAUUAAAUGAAAAAUGCAAAGGAACUAUCGCACCAGAAACUGUUGAGGCAAAAUUGAAUGCUACAAAACAAAGUGGUGAAGUUACCAAGUUCACCCAAGAAAUUGAAAAACUUACAUUAGAACUCGAACGAGCUUACAUAAAUGAGCACGUUCCAGUAGACACUGCUUCUAGAAUGGCUGUUAAAGCCGGAGUAAAAGCCCUUUUUUCGGGUAUACGGAACGAAGAAACUAAAAUAUUGUUGAAAGCAGGACAAUUCACUUCUUUGUCGUCUGCUAUUGAGAAAAUAACAGAAAAUGAACCAUCAGCAUCAUGCAAAGUUUUCCAAGUCCGUACAAACAAUUCAGGGAAUAAUAGGUACCCUAGGUACACAAACAGUCAGUUUAGGGGAAACAGUCGAGGAAAUUUCAAUAGCCAUAUGAAUUUCCAAGGAUAUUCCAGAGGUCAAGCAUACUCUAGAGGCCGUGGGAAUUUCAGAGGUCACAGAUACCAACGAAAUUUUCACCAACAAUCAACGCGAGGAAAUAACAGAGGUCACUUUAAUAAUAACACACCAAGAAUUUAUUAUAAUACAUCAAAUUUGCAAGAUCAGCAGCACCCUGCUGGACAAGUGACGCUUACAAACCAACAAACUUCAUUGGGGUUUCGUCAACCAUUUCAGCCCCAACAACAUCAACAGCAAUCCAACCAAGUUGCUCUAACACAACUAGUGCCCAGAGCUUAAGCAACGUAUUUACUGUUCAUACAGCGUAUAGCAAUUUUGUAACUCUACAUCUAGAAGCAUCUGAAAAAUGUAGAACAUUUUUAAUUGAUUCGGGAGCAGAAAUAUCAUUAAUCAAAUAUGGGAACAUUAACUCCUCCGAGCUAGUAAAUGUGAAUGACAGAUGUAACAUUACCGGGAUCAAUUCUAAUUCUAUUGAAACUUUAGGCUCCAUAUCUACAUACAUAGAACUACCAAGUGGAUCCAAACUACGACAAAAAUUUCAACUGGUGUCAACCGACAUACCUUUACCAACAGAUGGAAUUUUGGGUCGUGAUUUUCUUGUUAAUUUCAAAGGUGUUAUUGACUAUAACACAUGGAUUCCAAACACGAUACCAAAUAAUGUAACUCCGCUACAAGAUUAUGACAUUUAUUCAUUUAAUAAACAAUCUCAGGAUAUGAGAAUUGGAAAUUUAUUCGAGGAAUUGAAAUUAGACAAUGUCAACGUUGAUGAUGUUGCUAAGGAAAAAUUGUUAACAUUAUAUGCAAAAUAUAACGACAUCUUCGCAUUGCAAACAGAUAUUUUAACCCAUAAUAACUUUUAUAAACAAAAAAUUAAUCUCAAUGACUACAGUCCAGUCUACAUAAAAAACUACAGGAGUCCCGAGAUACACAAAGAAGAAAUAAACAGACAAGUCAAUAAAUUAUUGGAUGAUGGAAUGCUUCAACAUUCUACACCACCAUACAAUUCUCCACUUCUUUUGGUCCCAAAGAAGUCAAAUAAUGAUAAAAAAUGGCGUUUAGUUGUCGAUUUUAGACAACUGAACAAGAAAAUAAUUGCCGAUAAAUUUCCACUUCCAAGAAUAGAUGGAAUACUUGAUCAGCUGGGUAGAGCUAAGUAUUUCACUACGCUCGAUUUGGCGUCAGGAUUCCAUCAAAUUGAACUGGAAGAUGAUUCAAAACAAUAUACAGCGUUUUCGACGACAUCUGGUCAUUAUGAGUUCUGUAGGUUACCAUUUGGUCUCAAUAUAUCACCAAAUAGCUUCCAGAGGAUGAUGACUAUAGCACUUAGCGGUCUCCCUCCGGAAUGCGCUUUUCUUUACAUUGACGAUAUUAUCGUCAUAGGAUGUUCGAUAAAUCAUCAUUUAUCAAAUUUGGAAACAGUUUUUCAAUCACUUCGAAAAUACAAUCUCAAACUAAACCCAGGCAAAUGCAAAUUUUUCUGUCCUGAUGUAACAUAUUUGGGACAUCACAUCCCAAGCCAAUGAAUUCAGCCUGACAAGUCUAAAUAUUCAACAAUAUCGAAUUUCCCAGAACCACAAAACGCGGACGAAGUUAGAAGAUUCGUCGCAUUUGCAAAUUAUUAUCGCAGAUUCAUACCUUACUUCUCAGACAUCGCAGCACUUUUGAAUGCGCUUUUAAAGAUAAAUAUUAAAUUUUAAUGGACCAAGGAAUGUAGAAAAGCAUUCGAACAACUGAAACAAAAACUUCUAUCCCCAGUAAUACUUAAAUUUCCAGAUUUUAGGAAACAAUUUGUACUGUAUACAGAUGCAUCCAAAAUUCCUUGCGGUGCAGCUCUUACACAAACAUAGCUUAUGCUAGUAAAAGUUUUACGAAAGGAGAGAAAAAUAAAUCGACUAUCGAACAAGAAUUAGCAGCGAUUACUUAUUUUAGACCAUAUAUAUACGGUAGACGGUUUACAGUGAAAACUGAUCACCGUCCACUCGUGUAUCUAUUUUCGAUGAAAAAUCCUUCAUCAAAGCUUACCCGAAUGAGACUUGAUUUAGAAGAGUACACAUUCGACUUAGAGUAUGUGAAAGGCAAAGAAAAUGUUAGCGCUGAUGCUCUUUCACGCAUUACUGUCGACUCAGAUGAACUCAAAACUUUUUCUUGCCUACCAGUUCAAACACGAACUAAUAAAUCAACAAAAUAUCAAUAUGACUACGGAUCUAUUAGCGACUGAGACUGAUCACCUCAAAGCUUAUGAUUCAGUUAAUAACUUAGAUGCAUUCAAACUUCCUAAGGUAAUGUUUGAAGUAGAUGACGAAUAUGUAACUAUCAAAUUUAUGACGAAAAACCUGAAAAGAGUAAUUGCACAAGUGAAAUUACUUUACAGAAACGGUGAGAAUGAUUUGAAAACAUGUCUGCAGACAAUUGAGAAUAUGGCCAAGAAAAUAAAAAUAAAAACAGUUGCAAUGAAGCACAAUGAUAAAAUAUUUAAUUUGAUACCACAAGAGGUAAAUAGCAUGCAAUACAAUAUUGAAAGAAGUCAUAAUUAUACUAUAUGUGCCGGCACAAAUUAUCAAUGACGAAGAAACAAUUCAAAAACUAAUCUCUGAAAACCAUGAUACUCCUACGGGUGGUCAUAUCGGUGUGAGCAGAUUAUUAAAUAGACUUAGGUCUAAAUACUAUUGGGUCAAUAUGAAGCAAACUAUUGCGAAAUAUAUAAAACAAUGCAAAAUGUGCAUUCAGAAUAAACAUCGUGUCAAAACCAAUGAAACAUUUAUUAAAACGACAACUCCGACCAAAUGUUUCGAUAUAAUUGCUAUCGAUACAAUCGGUCCAUUAACAAAGUCGAACUUAGGAAACAGAUAUGCAUUAACCAUACAGUGUGAUCUGUCUAAAUACAUUAUUGCCGUACCAAUUCCAGAUAAACAGGCAAAGACAUUGGCAAAAGCCUUGGUAGAACAUUGCAUUCUUAAAUACGGAUGUCCAAAGCAAAUCAAAUCUGAUUUGGGAACUGAAUAUAAGAAUGAAAUAUUCAAAACAUGUGUGAAUUAUUGAAAAUAGAACACAAAUUUUCAACAGCUUACCAUCCACAGACUAUGGGAAGUCUUGAGAGAAAUCAUCGUUGUCUUAAUGAAUAUUUAAGACAUUUCAUUAAUGAUCAACAUGACGAUUGGGACAAUUGGUUGAUUUUCUAUACAUUUACCUAUAACACUACGCCACAUUCAUUUACACCUUUCGAAUUGAUUUUUGAUAAACAAGCGAAAAUACCCUCAGAAUUUUCAGAAACAAUCAGUAUAGAUCCAAUUUAUAACCACGAAUCAUAUGUAAAAGAAUUGAAAUUUAAAUUACAAAUGAUUAACAGAAAAGCAAGAGAACUAUCUGAGAAAUAUAAACACAAUAGAAUUGAUUCACAGUCAAAGGUAUCUAGGCCAAUAGAUAUUUCAAUAGGAGAUAAAGUUUGGUUAAAACACGAAAAUAGAAGGAAAUUAGACAAAGUGUAUUCAGGACCAUUCGAAAUCAUCAGCGAAAAUCAUCCAAAUGUAACAAUUGAAAACACACUUACAAGAGAAGCACAACUAGUACAUAAAAAUAGGAUAAUAAAAAUGUAACACUUCCAUAUCGUCAAGGUUAAACAAUAAUAAUUACUUGAUUUCAAAUAAAUAAAAAGAAUGCCUAAACUUUUAAAUUAUUAAAUAUUAUUAUAGCAUUGUUCUUAAAGAAAAACUCUUUGGCAUGAUACGUAUUUUUUUUUGUAAAAUCAAAUUGAAAAAGUGAAAUUUAGUGUUAAGUUGUGAAUCCGAGCCUAAUCUCUAAAAAAAUAAUAAACGAAAAAAAUAAGUGAAAAAAGAGAUAGGUAAAAAGUCUAAUCCAGUGUUAGACGUGAGAAAUUCGAUAUUUAGCUAUAAA